Physella acuta is the source of this 5387-nucleotide messenger RNA. RefSeq names its product peroxisomal ATPase PEX1-like. NCBI's taxonomy places the organism in Eukaryota, Metazoa, Mollusca, Gastropoda, Physidae. Gene Ontology annotation, cellular component: peroxisome; peroxisomal membrane; cytosol. Gene Ontology annotation, biological process: protein import into peroxisome matrix. The record is from RefSeq and is a predicted model, not a curated record. Gene Ontology annotation, molecular function: ATP binding; ATP hydrolysis activity.
UCUAGUUUUUUUUUUUGUUAAAAAUAAUUAUGACAUAAAAACCAAGAUGAAUUCAAGUCAGACAACCGUUAUAUUAAAUUUUGGACACGAGAAGCAUUGUUUUCUCCGUCUUGUAAAAUCUUUCGAUGGGCAAAAAAAUUCGAGAAAUUCAUUUUCAAGAAACGAUGAAAUCGUGGUAUACCAGGCUGAUUUGUCACCCAAACCCAAUGCCUACUUUAGCGUGUACGGAAAUGACAGUGUACUUACAUCGGGAGAUUAUGUGCAAAUAAAUGGUUGGUAUGGCAACAAGCUGGGCCUAAGAGAUGAAGAACCGCUGCCCUUAAAACAGUUGAGCAAAGUCCUGGCAGCCAAAAUGGUGGAGAUGGUGCCGCUUUCCCCAGAUGAUUGGGAAAUCAUUGAACGGAAUCCUCGAAGAAUAGAAUCCGUCCUGCUGGAUCAAGUCCGAGUUGUCUGGACGUCUCAGAUAUUUCCAAUAUGGAUAGAAAAGAGCGUUUGCAUCUACAUGAAAAUUACAUCCACAGAUCCAGCAUCCGCUUGUGUCCUGUUAGAAAACGACACGCAGAUCAAUGUCUCCUCAAAAACUCGGGUGUUGAGUCCCCCGCAGUCGCUGGCCUUGAAUCAAACCCCCACGACCCAAGGUUUGACACCUUCUAGUCAAGCAGCCUCCCAGGUCAGAUCCCGGGGUGACCUCUUGUCUGCCAGUGACUACGCCAGUAUUGACACACUGGAACCACGCCCAGCGCUAUUGAGCCCAGGCAGAGAGUCUAAGAAAAGCUCCAGGAACGUAAGGAAAAAUGCAACCACCAAUCCACCAGAUAACCCUCUUGCACAGAGGCAGAUUUCUCUAAUGGAUAUGAUCAAAUUUCUCAGCUUCCGCAAGAAAGAGGAGUACGACAACAAGUCUGACUCCGACACUGGGUCAGGCAUCGACUACUCCAUGUCCAACCUCCCCCCACGAAGCAGCAUCCUGCGCGUGCAACCGCUCAAGCGCAGCUGCACAUUGGAGGAAUGCUUCCCCGGCAUGAAGCCUGGGAUCAAAACAGCUAUCAUUUCUGGAAUUAAAUCAACCUCCAGGUCCAACAGCAAAGUCUUCCCGAUAAACGUUGAACCGAAAUCCGACGAGGAGAUGAAAGGUCGAUUCCCGUAUGAGCUAUUCCAGCCGUCAACAAUAUACGUGGACGCUGAGAGCACUAAAAGUGAACGACUUCUGCAUCCGUAUCUCCCGUACCUGCCUCGGUGUUUUAUCGCUAGAAUCCAGAAACUUUACUCACCUAAUGACAAAAUAGAACUGGCGAAAAGCAGACGGACCAGUUCCACAGGGAACAACACAGAAGGGCAGGCCGGGACGACAGAUGGGUCAUCUGGCACUGAUGCCAGCCCAGGGAGCGUUUGUUACGUCAGGGUUGUGGCUAUUGACAGGAAGAUGGGGUUGACCGACGAUGCGUGGCAGGAUGCGGCUGAUAGGGUACUUAGUGAGCAGCCGUUGUUGUAUGGCCAUGCCAUAGUGCCAGACCUGUUGAGACGUCAGCUCAAGCUGGAAGCCACCAGUUCUGUCUGGCUACAGACGGGUCCAGUGGAGAUGGUCACGCCACGCAAGGUCUCCAUCUACCCAGCCAGUACCUCCUUGCCCAGCAAGAUGACAACAGAUCUACUGAAGACAUUUUUUAUCAAGUACAUAAAGCAGUGUGCCACUGAGAAAGUCCCGCUUGUUGUCUUCCAGGGCAUUUUCCUCAAGUACAUGGUCGCAAAUGAUCCCUUGGAAGUUCAGCUGGUGUUUUAUGGAGAGAAUGACCAGUACCACCCCAAUGGAGUGGCCAUGCUGAACGAGGUCAACAUUGACUACGUGCUGCUGACGGUGGAGCGUGAUAUCAAGACCGACAAGGCCAAGGUCAUCAACAGGAUGUUGUCGUACGUCCAGAUAUCUGACAUGGACCCAAAACCUCACUCGGUCAGCUUGAAACAGCUGGGGGGUAAGUCUCACGUCAUCAACAGGAUGUUGUCGUACGUCCAGAUAUCUGACAUGGACCCCAAACCUCACUCGGUCAGCUUGAAACAGCUGGGGGGUGUCAGAAGUAUAGCCGAGAAAGCCCUCACCCACAUGCACACAUGUCUGGGGGUGCGGCCCCUGAGCCAGCAUACUUUCAUGUCCCGCCCCGGCCUCUCCCACGGCAUCCUGCUCAUCACUGGACCCAAGGGCUCGGGGAAGACAACUCUGGUGAAAGCACUGUGUCGCAGGGUCAGUCACCUCCCCAUUAUGGCUCACAUCACCAUGGUAGACUGUAAAUCUUUCAGAGGUGUGUCACUGUCCAGCAUCCAGAAACAGCUGGAACAAUUCUUUGACGAGGCUGCCUGGCGUGAGCCGUCCAUCAUCGUGUUCGACAACCUGGACGCCAUCACACCAGCGCCAUCUGGCCCAGAGAAUGAGAUGAACGCUGAGGCCCUCUAUGCUGCCAGAUUUGCACAAAUCAUGCAGGGCCUAAUCAAGUUUGAGGUGGAGAACAACAGCCGGCUGGCGGUGAUUGCCACCAGCAAGUCCAGCUCCUCCCUGCACCCCACCCUCGUCUCAUCCAGGGGCAUUCACUAUGUGCAACAAACACUCAACAUUCCCUCCCCUGAUAGGAUUGCUAGGAUGGAGAUCCUAGAGGCCAUACUGCACCACCACAACAGCAUCACCAUCGAGACCACUAAAACACUGGACUUUCAGCAACUGGCGGCCAAGAUGGAAGGUUACGUGGCUAGGGAUGUCGAGUCACUAGUUAACAUGGCCAUACACGCUAAGUUGACACGUGAAACAGAAACUGCCAAUUCCAAGCUGACCCUCACCCAGGAAGACUUUGAUGCAGCACUGCUGACCUUCAAGCCAGCAUCCACCAGGAACGUCAAGCUCCACAAACCUGGUGAGCUGGGAUGGGACGAUGUCGGGGGACUGAAAAAUGUCAAGACUGCGCUGGUGGAGACUUUAAAGUGGCCCACUAAAUACCCAGCUCUGUUCAACUCCUGCCCACUGAGGCUGAGGUCUGGAAUCCUGUUGUACGGGGCGCCAGGCACAGGCAAAACUCUGUUGGCUGGGGUGGUGGCUAAGGAGUGUGGUCUGAACUUCAUCAGCAUUAAGGGCCCUGAGCUGUUGAGUAAAUAUAUUGGUGCCAGUGAACAGGCUGUCAGGGACUUAUUCAUCAGAGCCCAAAGUGUGAAGCCAUGCAUACUUUUCUUUGAUGAGUUUGACUCUAUUGCACCCAAACGAGGUCAUGACAGCACUGGCGUCACUGACAGGGUGGUGAAUCAGCUGCUGACACAACUGGAUGGGGUCGAAGGGCUUCAAGGGAUCUAUGUGCUGGGCGCCACAAGUCGGCCAGAUUUAAUUGACCCGGCUCUUUUGAGGCCAGGAAGGUUGGACAAAUCCAUGAGUUGUGACUUGCCAAAUAAGGAUGACCGCUACGAAAUUCUCGUCGCCCUCACCCGAAAAAUGUCUCUGGCUGAUAAUGUGAACUUACAGGAAAUUGCAGAAAUCUCCGAGUUCUUCACCGGCGCCGACCUGAAGGCUCUGCUGUACAACGCGCAACUGAAAUCUAUCCAUGAGCAGACAGAAGCUGCGCGCUGUAUGAAGGACGGUGUCUUCAGAAUUCAAGGAGAUGCCACAAAAUGCAUCGCUUUCAGGCGGCCGUCUCUAGUAGGUUACGAGAAUUUUACGUCUAAGCUUCAUAUUUCUUCUUCAAAAUCUGCUUCCUUGAACACGUCAGUUGAUGAAUCGAUGCCGAGUAAUGAAUCCUCCAAUAAAAACUCACCGAUCUCCCCCAAAUUUCAAAAGUUAGAUUCAGGGGAUAGGUUUAGUAAAACUCUGGCCGGCAAAGUUGUAAAAGGGGAGUCAUUCGCCCAUCCGAACGCGGUUCCAAUUCUAGAUGAGGAGGAAAUUGAAACCCAAGAUCAGCCGGAAACAGUGGGUCAGGUUGAGAAAAAUCUGAAGUAUAUUGAUGACAUUGAAAGUCCAACUGUUGCCUCGGAAUCUUUAUCCGACACCAGUCUAGCGGCUUCGACCUCACAGUCUCAAUCCUUAGAAGCUCCAGCUCCACCAUCCGGUGAUGCUGUUGCCGAUGGCAACAAGAAACCAUUGUCACAGAAUGAGCUGGAUGAUGUUGUUAAGAAACUGACCAACGUGGUGGAAUCACGUAACGCGCCUCAGGAGAUUCACUGGCCGCACAAAGAGAAGGCUCUUGCGGCUCUCGCGGCUCUGCAGCGCCAAACUGAGGCAGCGAAUGCCGAGGCACCAAUGGCUAGAAGUAGGUCAUUUGUGUCAGAGGCGGAGUCCAGGCCUAGUUCAGCUUCCAGGCUAGUGAAGACUUCAUCACUGGAUAUAGAAAACAGGACUGGAAGUCCUGAACAUUCUGGGCAGAAAGGCAAGAGGAAACGACAAGCUCCACAAACUUCCGAUGACCCCUUCCAUUUGUCAGUGAAAUUAGCCCCCGGCUCCCAAAACCUCAAGUCCCCGUCCCAAGAAAAGCCAGUUACAGUUUUUAACCUGGAGCAGGGGCUGGCAACUCUAUCUGCUGAUGAUCAGGCCAAGUAUCUGGCCAUGGUGAAAAAGAUCCAACAGAGAGACGAGUACUUGUUCCAGUCUGCCAACGACAGACGCAGGACCUCACUGCAGAUGGCCUCCAGGCCGGCCGUACUCCUGGAGGUCAACCAGCGCCACCUGCUGGAGGCCAUUGUGGCCAUGAGGCCGUCCGUCUCCCCCCAGGAGAGGCAGAAGUACCUGGACAUCUACGAGAGCUUUGUGUCCUCACGUACAGGCAAGUAUGAGAAACCUAAGCCAGCGCCAGUGGGCAGCCGAGCCACAUUGGCAUAAACAAAGUGAAAGUGGCCAGAUUUUUCUCAAACUCGUGCUCAAAAUGUUUCCUCAAGUCAGUCUACUGUGUUAGUUAUCACCAAAUAAACAAUGUAUUUCGAAUUGUUAUUUUGGCUUAUGCUUUGUUUAAAAUCAAUUUUUAUAAUAGGGGCGUGAAAAGUUAUAUUGGCUUUUGCUUUUUUUUUUAAAUUAAUACUUAUAUUAGAGGUUUACUAAAAAUUAAUUUACUUAAUUUAUGUUUUGUUAUAAAUAACUGGAUACCUAUUUACCUACAGAUUUGAGAAUUACUUUAUUGUAUGAUCUGUAAAAGCAAAAAAAACAAAACAAAAAAACUCAUGACAAAUUUGUAUUGUGCCGGUUAAAGCUAUUACUCCAAACUGUCCAUGCUAAUUGUUGAUUAAACAUUGAGAAAAAGAGUAAUUUGAUCCAAAUACUGUAAGCCUUUUUUUUCAUCUAUGUAUAUUAUAUUAAUUUUAUGAACAGGUUGCUGAAAUACUCAGCUAUGUUGAAAUCGUUAUGUACCUCAGGUUUUUCUCAUUUGUUUUUA